Molecule: messenger RNA, 1791 nt
Organism: Phragmites australis (common reed)
Lineage: Eukaryota; Viridiplantae; Streptophyta; Magnoliopsida; Poales; Poaceae
Product: cytochrome P450 89A2-like
Exons: 1
Coding region: 1-1524 (507 amino acids)
Cellular component (GO): membrane
Molecular function (GO): heme binding; oxidoreductase activity, acting on paired donors, with incorporation or reduction of molecular oxygen, NAD(P)H as one donor, and incorporation of one atom of oxygen; iron ion binding
Source: RefSeq, a predicted model, not a curated record
AUGGAGGACUGGCUCUACUACUCCCUCUCCAUCAUCUUCGUCUGCCUUGCCCUGUUCCUCCUCUCUUCCCUCCGGCCGGCCAAACCUUCGCUACCACCCGGCCCAACCGGGCUGUCGGUAUUUGGCCCGCUCCUCUUAUUCGUCUGGACAAACUUUGGCAUCGAACCGAUCAUCCGCGCCGCCCGGUCUUGGUACGGCCCGGUCUUCACACUCUACCUCCUCCCUUCUAGCCCGGUCAUCGUUAUUGCCGAUCGAGCCGUGGCGCACCGGGUCCUGGUAAGGUCCGGCGCGGCUUUCGAUGACAGGCCGCCGGCCAACAUCGUCACCCGGAUUUUUUCGAGCGACCAGCACAGCAUCACGGCCGGUGCGUAUGGCCCGCUCUGGCGCGUACUCCGCCGCAACCUCACCAGCAAAGUCCUCCACCCGUCAUGCCACCGCCGGUACGCCGCGGCUCGCCAGGGUGCCGUUUCAGGCCUCAUCGCCGGCAUCAAACGGCAAAUGAGCGGUGACGCAGUAGUCGUUAUCGAAGGACUCCUUCACGACGCCAUUUUCCACGUGUUCGUCAGCAUCUGCUUUGGCGAAGCGCUCGGCGACGGCGUCAUCGCGGCCGUCACGGCGCUGCAGAGGGAGUUCUUGACGUCGGUGGUCGGUUUCCAGGUAUUCGGUACGUGGCCGGCAGUCACCAAGUACGUGUUCCGGCGCCAGUGGAAGAGGAUGUUGUCCAUCCGGCGCCGGCAGGAGGAGCUAUUCACUCCUCUGAUUCGAGCACGCAAGGCGCGACGCGAGGCCGCCGGCGACAACUUUGCAGUGGACUCCUACGUGGACUCACUCCUUGGCCUCCGAAUCCCCGAAGAUGGCGGCAGAGACCUCAUGGAGAGCGAGAUGGUGAGCUUGUGCUCCGAGUUCUUGUCCGGCGGCACGGACUCGACGGUCGCGGCGAUGCAGUGGACGAUGGCGAACCUCGUGGCGCAGCCAGAGAUCCAAGCGAAGCUCAGGGCCGACAUACACCACGUUGCUGGCGCGGGAGCUGGCAUUCAGGAGGAGCACCUGCCGCGGAUGCCGUACCUCAGGGCCGUGGUGCUGGAGGGGCUCCGGCGGCACCCACCGGGCCACCUCAUGGUGCCGCACGCGGCGACCGAGGGCGGCGCGACGCUUGACGGCUUCUGUGUUCCGAGGCACGCGCCGGUGACCUUCACGGUUGCCAGCAUUGCAAUGGACGAGGCGGUGUGGCCGGACGCGAGGCGGUUCCGGCCCGAGCGGUUCCUUCCAGGCGGCGAGGCGGAGGACGUGGACCUGACCGGCAGCAAGGAGAUCAAGAUGAUGCCGUUCGGAGCCGGGCGGAGGAUCUGCCCCGGCAUGGCACUGGGGCUGCUGCACCUCGAGUACUUCGUGGCCAAUCUGGUGAGGGAGUUCGAGUGGACGGAGGUGCCCGGCGAGCCGGUGCAGUUCGCCGAGAGGCAGGAGAUGUCCGUCGUAAUGCGGCGGCCGCUCCGUGCCAAGGUCGUCCCGUGCAUGCACAAGUAAAUAUACAUAUAUGCACAGCUAUAUGUAUGUACGUAAGUCGAGUCGGUUCAUUGAAUAAGAGCUGUUUGUACCGCUUAUUAGGAUCGAUGUUUCAUGCAUCGAGCCCAGGCUCUAUGUGGCCUUUUGUACCGCAUCAUUACCUCAAAUUGUGCUCUUGUACACAUGCCGGGGAGCAAAUUUCAUGGAUGCAUGUAGAAGAUGACAAAUGGACCAUUCAGGUCGGUCUGGUAUAGCCUAGGUCGGCUCGGCCCGUUACAGGUUGGUCUG